AUGCGGUGCCCACCAGCACUCAGUGAGGACAGCAGCACCCACCCCGCAAAAAGUGAGCCCAGCAGCGCCAACCCCGCCCUCAGAGAGUACAGCGGCGACCACCGAGCACUCAGUGAGCCCAGCAACGCCCACCCCGCAUUCAGUGAGCACAGCAUCGCCCACCCCGCACACAGUGAAGACAGCGGCGCCGACCCCGUACUCGGUGAGCACUGCGGCAUUCACCCCGCACUCAUUGAGCGUAGCAGCACCCACCACGCACUCAGUGAGCACAGCGGCGACAACCCCGCGAAAAGUGAGCACAGCAGCUCCCACCCUGCACUCAGUGAGCACAGCAGCAACCACCUCACAAAACGUGAGCACAACAGCACUCACCCCGCAAAAAGUGAGCAUAGCAGCGCCCAUUUUGCACUCAGUGAGCACAGUGGCGACCACCCUGCACUCAGAGAGCACAGCGACGACCACCCUGCACUAAGUGAGCACAGCAGUGACAACCCCGUACUCAAGGAGCAUAGCAGAAGCAACCGCGCAUUAGAGAGCACAGCGGCGCCGACCUUGCACUCAGCACAGCGGCGCCCACCCCGCACUUAG
Molecule: messenger RNA, 588 nt
Organism: Procambarus clarkii (red swamp crayfish)
Lineage: Eukaryota; Metazoa; Arthropoda; Malacostraca; Decapoda; Cambaridae
Product: sperm acrosomal protein FSA-ACR.1-like
Source: RefSeq, a predicted model, not a curated record